GCACCACUGGGACAGCGCCCCGCUACCGGUGCUGCCCGGCCCCCGGUCGGUGCCGCCCGGCCCCCGGCCCUGCCCCUGCCCCGGCGCUCGCCGACACCCGCGGGCGGGGGUGGAGGGCGGGGGGAGGUCCGGGCGCGGAGCCGGCAGCGCCUCGCCCCGCACACGAUCGCACUCCGCACAGCCCGCCCAUGGCUGACAGGAGCCUGAUCGAGGGCGCCGAGCCCCUGCCGCGCCGGGAGGAGGCUCCGGAGUGGGGCUACGAGGAAGGAGUGGAGUGGGGACUGAUUUUCCCCGAUGCUAACGGGGAGUACCAGUCGCCCAUCAACUUGAACUCAAGAGAAGCUAAAUAUGACCCAUCGCUCCUGGAAGUGCGUCUGUCACCGAACUACGUGGUGUGUCGUGACUGUGAAGUGAUCAACGACGGGCAUUCGAUCCAGAUUGCCCUGAAGUCAAAAUCAGUGUUAAUAGGGGGGCCGUUGCCUCGGGGACACGAGUUUGAACUACACGAUGUUCGAUUUCACUGGGGGAGAGAAAACCAGCGUGGUUCUGAGCACACGGUUAAUUUUAAGGCCUUUCCCAUGGAGCUUCAUCUAAUGCACUGGAACUCCACACUGUACAGCAGCAUUGAUGAGGCAGUAGGGAAGAAGCACGGCAUAGCAAUUAUUGCUUUGUUUGUGCAGAUAGGAAAAGAGCAUGUGGGCCUAAAGGCUGUAACUGAAAUUCUUCAGGAUAUCCAAUACAAGGGAAAGUCCAAAACAAUACCCUGUUUUAAUCCCAACUCUUUAUUGCCAGAUCCUCUUCUGCGUGACUACUGGGUGUAUGAGGGCUCUCUGACCAUUCCACCCUGCAGUGAAGGUGUCACCUGGAUAUUAUUUCGCUAUCCUUUGACUGUGUCCCAAGUGCAGAUAGAGGAAUUUCGAAGGCUGAGGACUCAUGUUAAAGGUGCUGAACUUUUAGAGGGCUCUGAUGGAAUCCUAGGAGAUAACUUCAGACCAACUCAGCCACUUAGUGAUAGAGUCAUCAGGGCUGCAUUUCAGUAGCAGAGGAGGAAGAACAGUGAUGAAUCUUCAGUCAGAGAGGGGGAAGACAAUGCUCCCACAGUGCCCGCAGAUGAGAAAUGGAAACUUUUGAGACUGCUGCUUCAGUUGAACCACAAAGCCUGUAUUGUUUGUCUUCAUCUAAUUCAGCCUUGAUAGACAGCUGUGACAGUUGGUCUGUCCACAUGGUCCAGUGACAUUCUGGGAAUGGGCUGUACAUUAAAAGAAGAAAACAUAUUAAAUCUUCCAUUUCACACUGUUAACUAUUUUUAAAUUGUCAUUAUUGUUGCUUUUAUAGCUACUUUGCCAUAGCAUUCAGUAGUCAUCUGUGAUCCAAAUAGUACUGAUUUUAAGCUUGGUGUGAAUGCUAAUAUGUAGAAAUACUCAUUAUUGUUUUGAAUGUUAGAUUUAUUUUUAUUCCAUAUCAUCUCUUGUUCUGUCAGUAACCAUAUUUUCUGUAGAGGGGAGAUGGAUUCUACAAAGGUAAGAAAAACUCUGUUCACAAGGAGUAUUAUGCAAAUUUAAAAUUAUUUUUUUUGGCAGAAAGAAACACUUCUCUGCUAAACAUGUGCACUUGAUAUGGUUUAUCUGAAUAAAGCUCAAUGACAUUUGCAUCACUAGGAACCUUGCUAAAAAAUGAGUUUGGAACUUAGUAAAAUUAACCAAUGUAACAAUAAACUCAGUUGUCUGGA
Oenanthe melanoleuca is the source of this 1729-nucleotide messenger RNA. RefSeq names its product carbonic anhydrase 8 (gene CA8). Gene Ontology annotation, molecular function: carbonate dehydratase activity; zinc ion binding. The record is from RefSeq and is a predicted model, not a curated record. The coding region runs from base 189 to 1040 and encodes 283 amino acids. NCBI's taxonomy places the organism in Eukaryota, Metazoa, Chordata, Aves, Passeriformes, Muscicapidae. The transcript is spliced from 9 exons.